Messenger RNA from Archocentrus centrarchus (flier cichlid), 1340 nucleotides. It is a transcript of the gene calml4a, whose product is annotated as calmodulin-like 4a. Lineage: Eukaryota; Metazoa; Chordata; Actinopteri; Cichliformes; Cichlidae. Bases 83 to 544 code for a protein of 153 amino acids. The record is from RefSeq and is a predicted model, not a curated record. The transcript has 5 exons. Gene Ontology annotation, cellular component: myosin II complex. Gene Ontology annotation, molecular function: calcium ion binding.
CUUUAAACAGAGGUGGAGGGACAGGUGACGCAGGCUACAGAAAAUCGUCUUCUUCCUGAAAAGAAUCGCAGCAGCCACAAACAUGGCUAAAUUCCUCUCACAAGCUCAGAUCAAUGAGUUCAAAGAGUGCUUCUCAUUGUAUGACAAGAAGCACAAUGGCAAGAUUAAUGCCAAAGACCUGAUCACAGUUAUGCGCUGCCUGGGUACGAGCCCCACGCUUGGUGAAAUCAAGAGACAUCUACAAGUCCACAAAAUUGAAACGUCUGGUGAGGUGGACUUCUCUACAUUCCUGUCAAUGAUGCACAGACAGAUACAACAGGAGGAUCCCAAGGCGGAGAUCCUGGAGGCCUUGAGGAUGACUGACAAGCAGAAGAAUGGAUACAUCCCGGCAUCUGAGCUGCGGGCCAAGCUCACCAUGUUAGGAGAGAAACUCACAAACAAAGAAGUGGAUGAGCUCUUCCAGGAGGCAAAGAUCAAGUCAAACGGGACUGUCAAAUACGAAGAGUUCACGGAGAUGGUGACACUGCCACCUGUUGAUUACUGAUUUUAAAAAGGAGAAAAGAAAAUAUGUCAAGCUUCAAACUUCAGGAUGACAGCUAAGGAGGAAAACUGACUUUAAACACAGAGAACGUGACGUGGUUGUCACAUUCUGCAGAUAAAGUUGUGUUAAAUCUGCCUGUUGGGACAGAAAAGGUUUUUUUUUUUGUUUCUUAAAUGAUCAUUUUCUGAAUAUUUUAUAAUUAAUUCUCUGCUUAAUACCUGACCACCCUUCACCUAAUUAAAUCCUUGCCCUUGGGUAUUAAUAUCCAGCACUGUGUAUGUAACAAGCUUUUUCUUCGUGAUAGUUUCCAGUUUUCACACAUCAGUAUUAAGCUGUGAACAGUAAGCUUGCAUGUACAGUAAAAGCUGUGGAGUCUGAAAGAAAAUAAAGUAAAACUAACAGUUUCACUUUCACUGUCACCUAAAGCCCUGCAUGGACAUUUAUUAAAACUGUAUUAACAUAUGUGACAUCUUAUUUGAAUUUUUCUUUUUACAAGUGCUACAGCCAUAAAAUGUCUGUUUUAACACAGUAUAGCAAUAGGCAAACUUAAUGAUACAACACUAAUUGACUAAUUAAGUGAAUGCGAUUUUCUCCAGAACAUGUCAUCACUGUACAGGCUAAACUUUAAUACUUCAUUAAAGUUAAUUUUACAGUGGUGCAUUGUGGAAAGACUCUAUUUAACAGGCCGACUGCUUCAAAGAAUAUGUUUAAUGACUACUACACAUCUUGUGCUUGGAAACCAACAUUUUCAUUGAAUGUACAGAGAGGAAUCUUUAAAAAUGACAAAAGAAACAAUCAC